Messenger RNA from Spodoptera littoralis (African cotton leafworm), 1770 nucleotides. The record is from the annotation of a GenBank genome assembly. NCBI's taxonomy places the organism in Eukaryota, Metazoa, Arthropoda, Insecta, Lepidoptera, Noctuidae.
AUGUCCUUUUCAUUCGGCACUCCAUCGAGUGCUCCUGCAACAACCGGACUCACGGGAGGCUUCAAUUUUGGCGCUAACAAGCCUGCGACUCCUGCGUUUGGUUUGACGGCAACGUCACAGCCGUCGGGUCUGUUUGGAAAUACGUCGUCGACUGAAACUCCGGCGUUUGGAAGUGCUGCACCUGCCUUUGGUGCUACAUCCACUGCUCCAGCGUUUGGAGCAACUACAACGCCGGCGUUUGGGGCGACUACAACUCCAGCAUUCGGAUCUACAGCGCCCCCAGCGUUUGGGUCGACCACUACGCCUGCAUUCGGGGCUGCUGCACCAGCAUUUGGUUCUACAACUCCAGCAUUUGGUGCUACAUCAGCAGCACCUGCUUUUGGUACGACUACUCCAGCGUUCGGUGCUACAUCUGCUGCACCGGCUUUUGGAGCCACAACUACACCUGCAUUUGGAGCUAGUGCAGCCCCCUCAUUUGGUACUACUACUCCAGCAUUUGGUAGCACUGGUUUAGGCACUGGUGGCCUCAAUUUUGGUGCCGGUUCCAAUACUGCCACUACUAGUUCAGGUCUAUCAUUUGGCACCCCUGCAACUUCUGCUAGCACGGGCCUAGGAGGGCUUGGAAACUUUGGUUUUGGCAGCACCACCUCAACUCAAAGCGUUGGGUUUGGCUUUGGAUCUACAAGCACAGCUACAACCACAACAAGCUUAUUAGGCUCUAAAUUGGGUACAACUAGUGUGACUGGCACACAGCCAUCUAUUUCAGCAGGACCAAGUUUCGGGCUGGGCGGAGUUGCCACUAGCAGUAGUGGCAUUGGUGCUGCAAAUACAACGACAGAUUCUAAAAGUGAACCACCAAAGCAGAAUAAAUUGCCAAAUGAAAUCUCGACCACAGUGGAGUCAUUCAAAGAGUUCGUUAAGAAACAGAAGUCACUUAGCUCUGAAGUUAUGAGGGUGUCUGUUAAACCAUUGCAUAAGGUAUCCCGCGAGGCGGAGGCUCGCCUUCGUGCGGCCGUGUCGCAGUCGGGCGAGGUGUCGCGCGCGCGCGCCCAGUCGCGCCGCCUGCGGGCCGCCGCCGCCGCCGCGCUGGCCGCCGCAGAGACUGCUGCCAGGGACUAUACCGUGCCCGGUUCAGAGCUAGAAGGCACGGCUCCACCAGCAUAUGUGAAGGAUUUAAUAGCAGAAUUGGAACAACAACUCAUCACAUUCCGCAGACAAAUGGAUGUGGCUGACAAACAGAUGCAGUCAUCUCCUAAACUACUCACUGAGCAGGAACUAACUAUGGGCAUCAGAAGAAUGCACGAGUCUCUAGUGGCAUUGGCUGGACGACUGCAAGCCGUGCAUACUCAAGUAGAAGCACAGAAAGAACAAUAUCUUAACUUAAGAAAAUAUAUACUCAAGGAUCCAACUAAUGUCUUUGAUGAGCCAUCACCGAGCACAAGUUUGGAUCAGAUCCUACGGGAUGCGGAGACUAACAGGAAGAAGAUGAAGUCUGGCGCGUUGCCUGACAUCACACAGGGCAGUGCUGUGCUCUCAGACCCCAGGGUCGCCUUAGGUAAUCUGCAACAUUUGGCUGGUCCAACACCGUUUUCUUACGUCGGAAGUGCAAUGUCGCCAUUUCCUUCUAUCGAUGCCAGUGGUCCCUCGUGGCAGCCCCAGUCCCAGCCGGCUCUGAACACUUCACUGAACACUAGCUUUGGACUCCCGCAAGCAGACACUUCCGCAGGGUUCCAGCUGCAGAAGCCACCCGGCAAACGAGGCAAGCAAUGA